This is a messenger RNA of Cercospora beticola, 653 nucleotides long. It is a transcript of the gene REX2, whose product is annotated as Rex2p. The record is from RefSeq and is a predicted model, not a curated record. NCBI's taxonomy places the organism in Eukaryota, Fungi, Ascomycota, Dothideomycetes, Mycosphaerellales, Mycosphaerellaceae. Gene Ontology annotation, molecular function: 3'-5'-RNA exonuclease activity; nucleic acid binding. Gene Ontology annotation, cellular component: mitochondrion.
CACGUCUCGCCUCCGCAUCCACAAUCUUCCUCACUGCGACAACACAGCAUCCACACACCAUGCCGGAAUCACGCUCGAAGGAGCACCUGGUGUGGAUCGACUGUGAGAUGACAGGCCUGAACAAAGACAAAGACACCAUCAUGUCGCUCGCGUGCUACAUCACCGACUACGAGCUCAACCUCCUCGACGACACCGGCUACGAAGCUGUGAUCCACCACACGAAAGAGCAAUUGGACCAAAUGGGAGAGUGGUGUACAGAUCAUCACGGCUCCUCAGGACUCACACAACAGUGCCUCGACAGCACCACCACGGCCGAACAAGCCUCGGAAGAGCUGCUAGCAUACAUCAAAAAGUAUUGCCCAGAACGCAAGAAAGCUCUACUGGCAGGGAACACUGUACAUGCGGAUAAGGUCUUCCUCAGUCAAGAACCGUGGAACCCGGUUGUGAGACACCUACAUCACAGGAUAUUCGAUGUCAGCGCGAUCAAAGAGGCGGCGAGGAGGUUUGCGCCGGAAGAGGUGCUGAAGAAGAGUCCGUGGAAAGCGGGAAAGCAUAUGGCAAAGGAGGACAUACUGGAGAGUAUCGAGGAGGCCAGAUGGCAGAGGGAUACGUUCUUCGCGCCGAAGACGAGCGUCGCCGCGGGUGCUGGGUGA